CCAUAGCUUAAGAGGAGACGAUACUAGGUAGUUGGAGUAAAGCUUUUCAAUUUAAUAACAAAAUAAAAUGAAAAUUUCAAUGCUCAUUCCAAAGCUAAUAACUUGAGUGGAUUGCUCAUAUACGUCAAAUCCACUUCCAAUUGUCGUGUUGGGGAGGGAAGAAUUUUUUCCAACACUCGUGAAUUGCGUGCAGUCGUUCAUUUCAACAUCCAUCGAAUUGCAUUUUAAAACCUGAGAAGCAGGAUAAAUUUCGUUAUUCAGAAAUGGGAUGCUCGACUUCCACUCCAGGGAAAGUGUCAGGGCGUGCCCGCGGUUCAACUCUUGAGAACACUGGUGCAUCCGACCCCAAAAACUUACGGAUUAAGUUAGUUCUUUUGGGUGAUUCUGGUGUUGGGAAAAGCUGCAUAGUUUUACGUUUUGUGCGUGGCCAGUUUGACCCUGCAUCAAAGGUAACAGUGGGGGCAUCAUUUUUGUCUCAAACCAUUGCACUGCAGGAUUCUACAACUGUCAAGUUUGAGAUAUGGGAUACUGCUGGGCAGGAAAGGUAUGCUUCCCUAGCACCUCUUUAUUAUCGAGGGGCAUCAGCUGCAGUUGUUGUGUAUGACAUUACAAGCAUGGAAACUUUUCAAAAAGCACAAUUCUGGGUCAAGGAGCUUCAAAAGCAUGGAAAUCCCAAUAUUGUGAUGGCUCUAGUUGGGAACAAGGCUGAUCUUGAAGACAGUCGGGCUGUCGAAACUCAAGUUGCUAAAGAUUAUGCGGAUGCCAAUGGUAUGUUCUUAAUUGAAACUUCAGCAAAAACAGCUGACAACAUAAACCAACUAUUUGAGGAAAUUGCAAAGCGUUUGCCUCGAACAACUCCAUUGCCAUCAUAAGAGAAUCUUGAUGAUUGUGUACUAUAAGCUACUUAGUUUGUGGCUUUGUCAAAACAAUUUAUAUCCUUGCAUGAAAUGUAUAGUGUUCUUGAUAUCUCCUGUGUAAAGCUAUUUUGGCAAAGAGCGGAGAUGUUAUUUUAAAAAAAGAACAUAUUGUAUCUCACUGACUUGACGGUGGAUAGUGAGAUCUUUAUUGACAUCGUCAUUAUGUUUUCUUUUGGAAUGGUGUUUAGGCAAGGACCUAAUGUUUUGCUAGUUCUAUUAUAUUAUUACUUAUUUUAAA
Cryptomeria japonica (Japanese cedar) is the source of this 1155-nucleotide messenger RNA. RefSeq names its product ras-related protein RABF1. The record is from RefSeq and is a predicted model, not a curated record. Gene Ontology annotation, molecular function: GTP binding; GTPase activity. The transcript has 8 exons. NCBI's taxonomy places the organism in Eukaryota, Viridiplantae, Streptophyta, Pinopsida, Cupressales, Cupressaceae. Bases 264 to 872 code for a protein of 202 amino acids.